This is a messenger RNA of Ylistrum balloti, 858 nucleotides long. Its product is annotated as inositol-1-monophosphatase-like. Gene Ontology annotation, molecular function: inositol monophosphate 1-phosphatase activity. The transcript has a single exon. NCBI's taxonomy places the organism in Eukaryota, Metazoa, Mollusca, Bivalvia, Pectinida, Pectinidae. The record is from RefSeq and is a predicted model, not a curated record. Gene Ontology annotation, biological process: inositol metabolic process; signal transduction. Bases 1 to 858 code for a protein of 285 amino acids.
AUGGAAUUUGUUUCUACACUAUUACUUGAAGCAAGCAAAAUAGCCCUUGCAUGCAGAAAAAACAUUUCAGUAUAUAAGAAAAAUACUUCAUUGAGCAGUAAAAACGAAGUGUUUACCAACGCAGAUUUAGAGGUAGAACAUUUUUUAUGUAAGGAAAUAGAAAACAGUUCCCAGCAUACCUUUGUUUUAGGAGAAGAGGGUGUAGUGGAAAAACUACAGCGCUACGAUGCGCAUCACCUUUUAUCAAAGAAAGUUUGGAUAAUAGAUCCUAUUGAUGGUACCAAUAACUUUCUUAAUGGUCUUCCAUUAUGGGGUAUAAGCAUAGGUUAUACAGAAAAUUAUGAAUUCAAACAUGGGGCUAUUGUGCUACCUGAUAUUCGUGAGAUGCAUAUAAGUACUAAGAAAGGGACAUAUUACUAUGUAUCAGAUGUCCCUUUAUCAGAAAUACAAAACAUAGAUACAUCACAACUACUUCUGUACAGCAAAGAUACAGCAGAGGGUACAGACACAGCACAUACCACGCAGAAACAACAAAGCAACAAACUCACAACCCACUCACUUGCUCGCAAGAAUCCGCAGCUUGGGUCCUGCGUUUUCUCUAUCCGCGAGGUACUGGCUGGAAACGCUACCGUCUACAGCGGAAAAGCAAAGAUCUGGGAUUACGCAGCUUGCAUCGCACUGUUUAGGAACGCGGGGUAUCCGGUGUACUUCUAUGCGAAGAACUCACAGCAACUACAAACCCUGCCAUGGAAGAUUACAAGCGAUAACUGGUCUAAGAACUACACUCACUCAAUAUAUGAUCUCGUGUUCUGCAAGGAGUACGCAAAGGGUUGCACACUCUUCUCUACUAAGAGCUAA